Colletotrichum scovillei is the source of this 1272-nucleotide messenger RNA. RefSeq lists its product as uncharacterized. The coding region runs from base 382 to 1272 and encodes 296 amino acids. Lineage: Eukaryota; Fungi; Ascomycota; Sordariomycetes; Glomerellales; Glomerellaceae. The record is from RefSeq and is a predicted model, not a curated record. The transcript is spliced from 4 exons.
CAGGCAACUGUUCACCUAGAAAAGGGCUAUCGGCAGCUUCGGAGUCCGCAGUUGUGCACUACGAGACAAAUUUCUGAAGUAUCGCCGCUAGAUAUCUCAAGCAUUGAGGCGGCGAUUACAAGUAGCACAAGGGAUCUCAAUGAUUGCCAAACAGCUAGCGUUUUCGAGGUCGCCGAUACCAUUGGUGAUAUCGGAGUUUUUGAAUGGGCUGCUGAGCCCACAAACAGUACCAAUGAAACGUCUUGGAGCGAUGGCGUUACGGGCAACAGUCCAAGGUUAAUAUCUACGGGUCCAAUAGCUGACACGAGUUCUGACAUUGUUACCAACAUAAUUGCCGACAUCAACACACAAAUCUCAAGCAGGGCCAAUUUUGAGCUCAGUAUGCUGGUUGAUGUCGACCAGUUACUUCGGCCGCGUAGAAACAAAACUGCAGAAGCCUCGCUUACUUCGAAAAUGAUGCUGGGAAGCAUACGGAGAUACCCUGCAAUGCUGAUCAAUGAUCUUAACCUACCCCCUUUUAUUAGCUCGCCGUGCUUCGGCGACGAGAUCCUAUGCCAGCAGUCUGGAAUUCAUCAAUGUCUUCCACAGCCAUUAGCUACAUGUGCUAGUAUAGUUCGCAUGUUUCCGAGAGAAAGCCUUAGAGACAGAUCUUUUGCAUGGAAGACCAUCUACAUGGAACAACAAAGACUUUUUCACGAGCAUGAGUCUUACGACAGGGAGACAUUGAUUGCUGCCGUACAAGCCGUCACGUUGUAUACCAUUCUCCACGUUGAAGAUGUCGCAUCUAUCCCUGAACACUACCUCAGAUCAAUUACCAUUACUUUGGGCACUAUGACUUAUACAAUGAUGCAGGCUCAAACUGGGGCCAAUCACACGCAGCAUUAUAGUAUUCCCAAUCGGCAUGAAUGGAUCAGUAACGAAAGCGUAGGGAGACUAACAUGCUUUUGCUACGCAUUGAACGAGCUCCUAAGCAUAGCAAUAUGUCCUUCUUCCGGGCACGGUGGCGCGACGUGCAAAACUGUACACCUUCCGAGCACACGCAGCCUCUGGCUAGCUAAGACAAACAUUGAAUGGCAGCGACACUACCUUGAACAGUCAUCGCAAAGGGGCUUCAAAGAUACCCUCAAAGUCUCUCAUCUUCGGGAGUACGCCCGAUAUGCGGGGAACGCCUUACCAAGGGAGGGUUGGGUAGCGGAUUUCGAAAAUUGGUGUCUGAAUCACGACGAGUUGGGACAGUUCAUCUGGAUGGCGACGAAAUUGGAACCCGUGUAG